AUGCAACUAUCUGAAAAAGCCAUGCAGCCCUCAUCCAGAGAACUGGUUGGGUUCUCCAGAGAAAGGAUCCCGAUAAAAGGGCACAUAUGGCUGAAAACAACUAUGGGUGACCCCCCAUUAUCAAAAACUAUUGACGUCCAAUACCUCAUAGUUAACUGCCCUAGUCCUUAUAACAUUAUUCUCGGAAGGCCCGCCCUGAAUAACUUCAGAGCGGUAGUAUCAACAUUAUACUUGUGUGUUAAGUUUCAGGUACAAAACAAUAAGGUAGCAACCGUACAUUCAGAUCGACAACAAGCUCGGCAAUGCUACAACGCCAGCUUAAAGAAAGCCAGCAACGAACCUAAGACUAACCAAAGGGCGGGAAUAACACAUACCGCAUCUGAGGUAUUGUCCCUGGCGGAAAUGGAUCCAAGGGAGGAUUUUCAAGAAAGGCCAGAACCAACGGACGAGCUUGAGAAGAUCCCCCUGACGCCAAAAGCCGAACAAUUUACCAAUAUCGGCCGAGCUCUAGAAGGAGAGGAGCGAGCAAGGCUAAUAAGAAUACUCCAAGACAACUCAGACUUAUUUCCCUGGACACCAGCAGACAUGCCUGGGAUAGAUCCGAAUAUAAUCUGCCACAAACUCGCCAUAAACAAAACAAGCAAGCCAAUUGCCCAUAAAAAGAGGAACCUCAGAGCAGAAAAAAUGAAGGCAACCCUUGAAGAUACAAAGAAACUACUCAAUGCCGGCUUCAUAAAAGAGCUUCGCUUCACCACAUGGCUCUCAAAUGUGGUAAUGGUAAGAAAACAAUCAGGUAAAUGGCGCACGUGCGUCGACUUCACAAAUCUAAAUAAAGCUUGUCCAAAAGAUGUGUAUCAUUUACCUUGCAUUGAAAAAUUAGUAGAUAACGCUUCUGGAUUUAAAAGUUUAAGCUUCAUGGAUGCAUACUUUGGAUACAACCAGAUCCUCAUGUACCCAGAAGAUCAAAACAAAAUAGCCUUUAUAACAGAACAUGAAAAUUUUUGCUACAAAGUUAUGCCAUUUGGUCUUAAGAACGCAGGAGCAACAUACUAG
Arachis stenosperma is the source of this 1053-nucleotide messenger RNA. RefSeq lists its product as uncharacterized. The transcript has a single exon. Lineage: Eukaryota; Viridiplantae; Streptophyta; Magnoliopsida; Fabales; Fabaceae. The coding region runs from base 1 to 1053 and encodes 350 amino acids. The record is from RefSeq and is a predicted model, not a curated record.